Messenger RNA from Galleria mellonella (greater wax moth), 10011 nucleotides. RefSeq names its product protein neuralized (gene neur). Bases 585 to 2519 code for a protein of 644 amino acids. NCBI's taxonomy places the organism in Eukaryota, Metazoa, Arthropoda, Insecta, Lepidoptera, Pyralidae. Gene Ontology annotation, molecular function: ubiquitin protein ligase activity. The transcript has 4 exons. The record is from RefSeq and is a predicted model, not a curated record.
GACAGAGGUACCCAAGCAAUCGACUUUUGUACAGAGUCUCCCUCUGGUAAAGUACUUGUUAUUAAUUAAAUUUUUAUAUUAAUUUCAAAAUAUUACGAUACGACGUGAAGUUAGUGUCUUCAUUAGUAUGAACUGUGCCAGAAACAUACCUACCCUUUGUUUCAGCAUCAUCUGCCGACCUAAAAUAAAACCAACCCUUGUUGACAUGGAGCGCAUGAAAAUAAUAACAAGCGGCGCGCUCCCACUCCAACACUAACGAAACGAAAGAGAGAAAAGUAACGUUCACUGCGCGAGCUUAAAGUUGGCUGCCAUUUGUUGAGUUGCCGGCGAGUAAUUGUUUGCUUACAUACGCUACUCCGCCGCUAGGGCUCGUCGCGUGCGGACGUCUCUUUCGUCGUGUACAAAUAAAAUACGUUAACCGCAAACUCGCGUGAAGUGCUCGUGCGUUCGAUAUUCAAAAAGCGUGUCCGUAUUUCGUAAUCCGUGACUGUGACUUUAGUUUUUAUGUGCUCGAUAUGAAUUAGCAGAGAAUAAGAUUUUGCCUUUUUCUUUUGUUUUGAAUUUGGAACGUAAAAUCUUUUUAAAUGAUGGGCGUAAGCAGCUGCAUGAGCGUCCGGCAGGCCAGGGGACCGUGCCACUGCCCCGCGUGCCCCAGAGCCUCGGGGCACGGGGCUCCCGUACCGCCACAGACGCUCGUGCUUCCCCCAAUGGCCCUCGAACCAGAGACAACACCUGUCAAAGAUAAAAAGGGUUCAAAAAUGAAAGUGCUGAAGAAAAUCAAGAAAAAGAUCGGCCUCGCGCCCCGCACCUCCUGUACAGGGGGGACGCCAAACAACCUCCCGCCCCUCAGCUUCCACAGCGUCCAUGGGGAGAACAUCCGGGUGUCCCGCGAUGGCUCCAUGGCCAGGCGUGUGGAAAGUUUCUGCAAGGGCGUCGCGUUCAGUGCCCGACCAGUUAGAGUCAAUGAGAAGGUGUGCGUCCGCUUCGUCGAGAUCUCCAAUAGCUGGAGCGGAGUCAUACGUUUCGGUUUCACUACUCACGAUCCAGCCACCCUCGCUCACGCCCUUCCUAAAUACGCCUGCCCUGACCUCACCAACAAACCUGGCAACUGGGCCAAAGCUCUCGGCGAAAGAUUCUGCGAGAAAGACAACAUUCUGCAUUAUUACGUCAAUUCCGCUGGGGACGUCCAUUUCGGAAUCAACGGUGAAGAUAAGGGACUGUUCUUCUCAGGGGUCGACACAAGGAACCCUCUCUGGGCGUUGGUAGAUGUCUACGGAAACUGCACAGCGGUUCAAUUCGCGGACCCAAGAGUGCCGAACCAAAUCAGAAGACCCAACCAGAGUCCUAUAGAGGAAGACCGCUUAGUCAGCAACAUGAGAUCUUUAAGCAUCGAAGAGGCACUACCCCCGCCAAGAUACGCAAAUCCCCUCGUCCCCCUUAGUCUGCACAGAACGAAAGGGCGUAAUGUCCAGUUUGUCAACGAUAGGGGAGUAGCGGCGAGAACCGAAGCGGAAUUCUGCCAGGGUUACGUUUUCACCGCUCGCCCGAUGCGUCCGGGACAAACCAUCGUCGUCCAAAUACUCGCAACGGAGUCGGCAUACGCUGGAAGCCUCUCAAUUGGUCUAACUUCCUGCGACCCGGCUACCUUAAGGCCGUGCGAUCUGCCGGAUGAUGCGGAGUUGCUAUUAGACCGUCCAGAAUAUUGGGUGGUGAGGAGAGAUGCUGCGAAUGGUUUAAGAAGAGGUGACGAGCUAGCUGUCACCUUGACCAUGGACGGAGAGGUCCGUGUGAGUAGAAACGGGUCCACUCCUAUGACUGUCAUGCAUGUGGACCACACUUUGAGGCUGUGGGCGUUUGUGGAUAUAUAUGGGGCCACGCAAAUGGUCAGGAUGCUGAGUUCCCAGGUGACUCAGCAAGCGCAGACGCCUCCGCAACAACUAAGGGUGUUGACUGGGUCGGCAGCACCGAUAACUACAGGGGCAGGAGGCACUGUGCUUGUGGUGAGCCUGCCACCGCAGAAUGGUGCUCAGAACGCGGCGAAUCAGCAAGGGCUCACGUUGGCCAGCGCUCAUUAUAUCGAGCCAAUCCAAGCCUCGUCUCAACUGUGCUUGGCCGGCCUCCAACCCAUAUCGAGCCCCCCGUGCGCUCCGAUACCACAGCAACCGUUCCCACGUCCGAGAACAGACGCGCAGUGUUCAUCCACCAGCCAGAACAACUGCAACGAACAGGUCCAAAUGCCCAACGGCCACACCGAACCCCUGAGACUGGCUGAUAGACUUCAAAACGGACCAUCGACCAGCAGAGGUCACAACAUCUACUCUGUCAUCGGCGAAGGUAACCUUACAGGAACUGAAUGCACCAUUUGCUACGAGAAUCCCAUAGACAGCGUCUUAUAUAUGUGCGGACAUAUGUGCAUGUGCUACAGAUGUGCUGUACAACAGUGGAGGGGGAAGGGUGGGGGUCAGUGCCCCCUCUGUCGGGCACAGAUCAAAGAUGUUAUACGCACAUACAAGUCCUGAUGUGUUUAGAUGGCGCUGUUAUGUUAUGCCAAAAAGUUGAGGUUACAUGUAUUAUAUACUCUGUGGUGAACGAUUUGGCGCGAAUUUCACGUAUGCAUGUGUGUGUGUGCCGUACGAAUGGAUGAUUAUGAUUGUGUUGGUAUGUUCUUAAUUUAAGUUCUAAUGUAUUGAGCUCGGGAAGCCAAAUAAGCUGAGGUGUGGAGACAAAUCGAUUGUGUAAGCGAGAUAGUAGAUAUAUACUCCUUAAAUACACGAAAGAGUAAGCAAUAUUCUAUCCGUUUUCUUACUACUAAAAGUCUGGUGAAACAUAUCUUAUUAUCUAUACUUUUCAUUGUAUUUACAAAUUUAUUUGCUACUUAUUAAUUGUCGUAGAUACAAUACGUGAAAUUCGCGCCAUUUUUUAUUCUGGAACGCUAAAAAAAUAUUGCUUCCGUCAUCAACCAAUGAUGAAAUGAUUGUCAUUAAUAAUAUCAGUCAACUCAAUUAAUUUAUUCAAAUUAAAAUAAACAGCUUUAAGAUUUAUAUGUGGCUGUAUGAGUUAGAAACUUUGCCUCAUCUUUGACAGAUGAAAUAAAUCAGUUGGCGGGUGUUUUUUUUUUAAUAAGGAAAAAAUACUGGCGAUAUUUUAAUGGCGUUCCAAUACUUUAUAUAAUUAUACUGAUAAUCAAUGCACUAGUGUAUAUUUAUGACUUAGUUAUUAGUAAGAUAAGAACAUAAUAGUGGAAAUAUCAUAAAUAAUAUAUAAAAACAAUAUACCUAGGUGUUUUAGGUUCGCUUGUUAGGAAAAUUUGAUUUUGGAAUAAUAUUUAAAGAGAAUUGAGAAUUAUUUUAGAUGGUAAUUUUGAAUGUUUUGAAAAAAGUCGGGGAAUUCGAAUAUGGAAUCUGUAAAGUAUUCUGAAUUUAAAAUGCAACUCAUUAGACGAUCAGGCCAUCGUAACGUGAAUAUUGUUGUCAGGUUUUAAUUAAAAAUAUCUACGAUACAUAUUACACCAAUUAAAAGUUUCUUUUUUUUUUUAAUUAACAAAAAUACCAACCAAUAUAUUUCAUAUAUUACCUUGGCUUUCAUAUAUUACCCCAAUGUUUAGGACAAUUUUACAUUUUUAAUUUAAACCUGGCAACACAUUUUAUGACUGGUAAUGACUACUUAUGUAAUAGAUGUCCGUAACUAUUCUACAAUGAUAUUAUGGUGAACUUUACCAUUAAUAUUUAAAUAUAUUGUUAUAUAAUUUGUACUAGAUACUUGUAGAAUUAUAAUAAAAUAGGUUUAUUUUAGGCCAAAACAUUUCAUGGAUCAGUUGAUAUUAAUAUUCACAACAAACGAUACCAAAAAGUUUGAAAUUAAUGCAUAUAUAUAUAUAUAUAAAGGACAUUUGAUAUAAAUAUGCAAUAAUGUGAUUAAACAGAGGAUGUUAUCGUUAAGUUAUAAAAAAAAACUACUUAACAAAUUUAUUAUCCAUUUUUUUUUUCGUAAUUCAAUUCUGAGGUCGUCUAUUUUUUUUUUUAUCUUUUUUUGAACAUAAUACUCAAAAGGACAGAGACACAUGAGAGAUAUUUAAAAAAAAUCUUGUUCUUUAUUGUCUUUGAUUUUUACAUAGAUAAAGAAAUAAUUCUUUAUCUAUGAGUUGAUUGAUACAAUAGAACUUCUAUCUACGAUUAUAAACUUUGAAAAUCAUCUGACGAGGCUACCUGUAUUAAAAAUAUAUGUACAUAUGUAGUAUAUAAUUGCUAGUGUAUUAUAAUGUAUCUAUGAGUCCGAAAACGGUAUUUAUAUCUAUAUGAAAUUCUAAUGGUCAGGCUGUAUGACUUAGUUCCUUUGCCUUUUCCAUUGCAGAUAAAUUAAUCGUUCUGCUACUAAUCUACGUGGAAUAAUACAUUAUUCUGAUUAUGAAAUACUCUAUGAUUUUUUUUUUAAUUAUGAAUCUGUAAUGACAUAAAUCUGACGCUAUGUGCAUAAGUUCUCAAAAAUGAUAUAAUAUAAUAACAAUAAUAAUAAAUACCUUUAAUAAAAUAAAAAAUACGAAAGUAUAUAUUGAUUAUUCGAUUAUUCAAACAUUGCGACAAAUGUCUAGUUGCUUUUUUUUUUUAAUUUGUAACGAACACUUUGUUAACGUAAUCUGGGACAUUUACGUAUAAGUCUAAAGCUUAAUCACUCGAAUAUAACGGAUCUGUUUAAAAAUCACAUAAGAGAUACAUGUGUCGAUGAAAACAGGUAAAUUGGGAUCAUCGAUGAUCCAUAAUAGUUGUGAGGAAUUGAAUAAGAAUUAAUCCCGAUGGUUUCCAGGGAGAUUGAUCUGGCCAGGGUAUAUUGAUAGUAAUGGGGCCCUUACUCCCCAUUUUUAACAAUCCCUUCCCCCCCCCCCCCCCCCACUGACCGAUAGUUGCAAGUAUAUAAAUAAUAUUCCAAAAGAAGGACAAUUUGAUAUAAAUAUUCGAAAGUAUUGAUAGAAUUGACGUCACGGGUAACUCCUAGGAACAAAAAUUGAGAUGCGUCUUUUUUUUAUAUGAUGUUAAUAUUAAGUUGAUGACAUAUUAAAUAUUAAUAUAUAAUAAUAUAAAAUAAAAUGGCAAUUGUCUAAAAAAGAUUCGUAUACAAAUUAUAUGGUAAUAGAGGUACCAAAGGAAGUUGACCACAAAAAAAAAAUUUUUUGUUUGCCGCCAAAAAAUCCAGAGUAGAUUGUAAAUAACGGAAAAAAAAUAAGAUCGUUUAUGUAACUAUACUUAUGUUUAUGCAGUUAAAUUGUUUAUUGAGUAAUGUUUAGCUGAAAUCUUUUACUAAUAAAGGAUAUAUAAUUAAUCCUAAGAUUGAUUUUAAAUCGAUAUUUAUUAACUGCACACAUCUCUUCUUUUUUUUUAAUCCAUUUGAUUUUAUUAUCUAUAAAAAAAAGGUCGGACUAGGCUGUAUGAGGUUUAUACCUUCGUCCACCCUUUUACAAAUUACAUAGAAAAAUUAACAAAAAAAUAUCUCUGAUUGUUGAUUUUUAUUGUUUGUGUUUUUAGGCGGAUUAUUCAGAAUAUAGUUUGUACAAAAUAGCAAUAAUAAAAAGAAAAAAAUGAUCCCUUUUAGGGAUGUGUGUAGACAAUUUCGGCUGCGAACUACGUAUUUACGUCCAUGACUUACCGUGAUAGAUUUAAUGCAUUUAAUAAUUUAGCAAGCAUAUAAUAAUAAUUAUUGAUAUUUCUAUUGUUAAUGUUACCAAUAAGGCGUACUGUCGGAGCGGUAGGAGCUGUGCUACAGAAGCAAUUUUACACAAAAUCAAAUCAAAAGUUAUCUUAGACAGUUUUUUCCCGACCUUCUUCCCAAAGACAAUUGUCCCCCCCCCCCCCCCCCCCCCCCAUAGUAACUCGACUCAUACAGCUAAUAACAUUAAAAAAAGAGCAUAUUCCUCUUUAAAAGGCUGGCAGUACAUCUGCAAUUCCUCUGGUGUUGUAGAUGCUGAUGGGCAGCGUACCAUCAAGUGAGCAUGUGGCUCACUUGAUUUUAAAAAAAAAGACUAGAUAAAUAUAUUUUUCGUAUUUCGACUGUUCCGGGGGUCUACCAUGAAAUGAAAUUCCGAAUUUUCGGGCUCAAUUUCGUGUUUUUGUUCGUACCUAAAUCAACCCAGUAAAUGGAGCUUAACGUUUCGUUCAUCAUAAAUCCUAUCCUAAUAGUCCAGAGGAAUGAUAUUUUAAUAUUUUUAAUAAUUUUAAGCGGCAUGUAUUAUGUAAUUUUGACAUCAAAUUUCUAUUUCGUUCGUCGAAAAUAUUUCAUGGUAAGCCCUCUGUUUACUACUAAGAUAAUUAUUUUUUCAAAAUGGUUUAAUUUUUAAUUCUACUAAAUAUCAAUAUUAAUAUACUUAACAGAUAUUUUUUUGAUGUAAUAUGUAAUUCAUAAUAACAACACAAAUUUAGGUAAUUAUAAAUAAUCUCCCAACGCACCAUUAUCGAGGCAGCGUGCCCAAGAUACUGGCAGUAUUACCUCUUUGGAUUGCUAAACUUAAUAUUUUGCGCAAAGUAGCUCUCGGGUCACCAGUAAGCUCGAUGAGCCGGUGCGAUCGUCCGAUAGAUACACUGAAUAAUUUAGAAAUAUUUUUAAAAUCUUAGAUUAUAUAGAUAGAGAAUCGAGCCUCAAAAACGGGUCAACUUUUUGUCAGCUAAUUGUCAAAUUAGCUGACUCGUUUUGUUUACCAGUGUUCUAUAUACUUACGCACACAAUGCACCUUGACGUAUCUAUAUUUAAUUAUGUAAUAAAUAAAAUGAGUGUUUACGCAUUAAAAAGAUGCAGAAAUUAUAAGACAAAAUAAAUAUAGAAGUUAUAAAGGAAUCACUCAUAACUAUUUGUGAUGUAAAAUUGUAUGAAAAAGUUGACCCGUUUUUCUCGAAGCGUUUGUAUGGAGACACUCUAUCUAUAUAAUCUAAGUUUAGUAUCGAUAAUAAAAUUAACAUUACAGUAAAAGCUACCUAUCGCUCCGGUCCAACAAACGGGAGUUCCUAAAAAAUGUCUUUAUGUUAUUUUCUCUAGAAAGAAGAUUAUGAAUUUAGCCGAAACGAGCUGGUAGAUAUCAAGCUACUACGCUAAUGCCACUGCUAAAUAUCACAUAUCGCGAAUAACGAAUGACAGGGGAAAAAUUAAAGAGUGUUAGGUUAGAAUUUAUUAGUUUUGGCGCCAAUUUGAUAUCGUAAUCACAGAUUAAUUAUCAAAUUGGCGCCAAAGCCAAGCGUUAUCUUUUUUUUAAGAAUAACACUCGAAUGUUGCCAGUAUUUUCCUAAAGAUUUCGUUACACGGAGAAAAUAUCAUAAGACAUUUUCGACAAUAGAGAUAUACACGGCUUUAUUAGAAUGAUGUUUCUUGAAUAUUUGUAUGUAAAAAAAUCAACCAUUCCUCUAUUGCUCAAUUGUUUUGCGUUGACAAUACCAAAAUCUGUAUCACGUAAUGCAAUUCCGUUCUUAUUGUAAGUUUGUAUUGUUUAAAAAGCUGAUUUGACUAAUAACUUAAUAGUAACACUAAAUUGGCAUCUUCUAAGGAAGUCUAUUACUUUUUUUUUUUAUAAGACUAAAAGUAAAAUGCCUUUUUAAUGUUAUCUAACCAUUGACUGACUUCUUUAUCUACUUUUUAUAAUGAUGUUUUAAUACUCGUAUAUCUGUUUUACUUAUCUGAAAAUAUGUUUUUAUUUGAUAGAUUUAUGUCCUAUAUUUUUGGGAACAUUUUUUUCCCCAUAUAAAGAUGUUUUUCCCAGAAACGAGUUUAGAAAAUCAAUAUUAUGUUUACAAGUUUUUUUUUUUUUUCUUUUUAAUUGGUAUGAGUUUUAAAGCAUCAUUAAUGUAAAUUUGUAAAUAAUUAAAUCAUUCCUCUAUACCAACAAUAUGUUUAUACCAAACAUUUUGCCAGUUUUGUUCUAUUUAAUUUUUUUUUGUAUAAUAUUAUUAUGAUGGCAAUACUGAGAUACAUAUACUGUGUAUUAUAAAUAAUUUAGUAAAAAAAAGAAUACUAACUUAAAAAUCUAUUUGGAACGUCUUUUAUGUUAAUUAAUAUAACGUGUCUAUGUUACAUAUAAUUGACAUUACAAAUUGAUGUUUUUGUGUAUUAUAUUUUUUGUUAAAAAGUACAAGACUUCUCAGACGACUCAUGUAUGGCCCACUUAAGACGAAAUAUUGUACAAUUAAGGAUGGGUAAUAUAUAACUGUAUCUAUGUAUUUUAGUUGCAAUAUCUGUAUAUCGACUCAAGAAUGGAUAUAUUAUAUAUCGUUGGCAAAAUACCCUAAUAUCGGGGUGAACGCCACAAAAAAAGAAAAAAAAAAAAAAUUAUAUAUCGUCUAUUUAAUAUAUAAUAUUGAAAUGAAUCCGAUUGAAAUAUUUACCCAUUUAUAAAUCUUAACAUCUGUCAUACGUCUGAGGUGUAGAGAAAGAGACACAUAAUUGGCUGUAUGACAAUUGUAUGUAGAAUGUCAUACAACGAACUAUGUGUUAGAGUGACACGUGAAUACUCUGUAGUAGUUAUGUUAAAAAAAAUUCAUUAUCUAUGGUCUACAGUUCGUGUGAUAUAUAUAGUGUUUCUAUCUCAGUCACUCGCGUUCAAUACGCGAACAUCUAUCUAUCUCUUUUCAGGCGGUCAACUAACCGAUUUAAUCUAAAACCCCUGAUUUAGAUUUACGAGUAAAUAAAUAUACUUAUUUGUGAAUUUCAGACCCGUACAAUAAGUCCCUAUGUUUCUUUUUUUGUUUAAUAGGAAAUAUGAUCUAGAAUCUCGCCUUAAUAAUUAUACAAUUUAUUUAUUUAUAAUACAAGAAAGAGUCAGCUGUGAGUGUGCGCGUGAGUGAAUAAGAAUGAUUGUCAAUGAGAGAGCAGCUACCUCUUUCGUUCACAUAACCAAAAUACCAAAACAGUGUGACCAGUAAAAUAAAAAAAAAAACACCACGAUUAAUUCACAAGCCAAAUCUAAAAUAAGUUUUUAAGGGAAAGAUAAUUGUAAAUAUAUGACGUAAUUAUGAUGGUGUGUUGAUACAUAACCAGAAUUUAUAUAUAUUUGAAUUCAAAUCCUAAAAUUCUUGUAAUAAAAAAAAAACUUAAAAUGCUCUUAUUUCGCUCUAAAAACUAUAACAUACUAAUGGUUUUAUAUGCUUCUGUGGUCUUGAAAAUACAUGUAAAAAUUAUGUCUUAAGAGAGCGUUCCAAAAUUAAAAUUGAACAUUUUCCAAGAAUUUAAUACGAAGUGAUUCCCAUACAAAGUCGCCUAAUAUUUUUCAAUUUCUCACCUGAACUCUAACCUUAAAGUUCAAUUGAAAAAUGAAAGUUAUGAGAAACUAAAAAAAGUAAGAAAAAAAAAGUAAAAAAAUCCUUUUUUCAACUUUCUUCUUUUAAAUUACAUUUAUAGUGAACAAAUAAAAAAAAAAUUAAAUCGAUCAAGCAUUAAAAAACUAAACUACAGUACAGAUUUUGAUAUUAUGUCUAUGGGACCAGUCUGUAAGCCUGAUUUUGAUCCUUUCAGAUGAAAAAAGAUUUUUCCAAAUCGGUAUACGACUGAUGGAGUUAUGAGGUAAAAAAAAACCGAAUUCAGAAUCUGCUUCUUUUUUAAGUCGAUUGAUAAUUGACAUAAUCUGUGAAUUUAUUUGAUUAUUUCUUUCUUUAAUUCUCGUUUUACAAGAAUGAAUGAAUGAGUAUACUUUAUCUGCAUUAUACAAUAUAGGGAAUAAGCAAGACAAUUCAUAAAUGUAACGAUACAAUUGUACAAGUACAGUAAGGCGGUCUUAUUGCUGAGAGCAAUCUUUACAAGACAGCCUUAGGGUUAUUUUUGAGUAUGUAUCAACACGUCAUAGACCAAGUUUCAUGUGAUAUGACUUUGUUUUUUUUUUUUCAAUUUUUGUUUUUUUUUCGAGCUUGGUCAGUGUACAGCGUUGUCAUCUAGUCCUUAGUAAUUUAUUUCUUUUUUAUUAUUAUUAUUUUGAGAAAAAAAAAUGCAUUCUUUGUAAACGAUGUUGGAAUUUAGAUUAAGUUUUCGAAUAAAAUGAUUAUUGAAUUA